UCCGCUCCAAGCCGCCCGGGGUCCCUAGCGGCGCGCGGGCGCGCAGCGAUGGCGGAGGCGGUGGAGCGCACGGACGAGCUGGUCCGGGAGUACUUGCUCUUCCGUGGCUUCACGCACACACUACGACAGCUGGAUGCCGAAAUCAAAGCGGACAAAGAGAAGGGGUUCCGGGUGGACAAGAUCGUGGACCAGUUGCAACAAUUGAUGCAGGUGUAUGAUUUGGCUGCUCUUCGGGAUUAUUGGAGCUACCUGGAACGAAGGCUCUUCAGUCGUUUGGAGGACAUCUAUCGACCUACCAUCAACAAACUGAAAACCAGCCUGUUCCGCUUCUAUCUUGUCUACACUAUCCAGACAAAUAGAAAUGACAAGGCACAGGAAUUCUUUGCAAAGCAGGCCACGGAGCUCCAGAACCAAGCUGAGUGGAAGGAUUGGUUCGUCCUGCCCUUCUUGCCAUCCCCAGACACCAACCCCACCUUCGCUACCUACUUUUCCCGCCAGUGGGCCGACACUUUCAUUGUUUCUCUGCACAACUUCCUGAGCGUCCUAUUUCAGUGCAUGCCGGUUCCUGUGAUCCUGAACUUUGAUGCUGAGUGCCAGAGGACCAACCAGGUCCAAGAAGAAAAUGAGGUUCUGCGUCAGAAGCUUUUUGCAUUGCAAGCUGAAAUCCAUCGGCUGAAGAAGGAAGAGCAACAGCAGGAAGAAGAAGAGGCCGUAGUCCAGCACAAACUGCCACCUUAUGUCUCCAGCAUGGACCGCCUUGGGGACUCGGAGCUAGCGCUAGUGUGCAGCCAGAGGGCCGCCUCCCUCUCCCAGUCGCCUCGAGGGGGUUUCCUGUCCUCAUUGCUGCCUCAGGGUAAGAAGAGCCCUUCAAGAUUGUCACCUGCCCAAGGUCCUCCUCAGGCCCAGAGUUCAGCCAAGAAAGAACCCUUCAGCAGUCAGGCUACCAAGGGAAAGGACCCAGUGCCUGGGGCCAAGGAUGGCAAGAGCCUUCCGAGCGGGCCAGUUUCUGGGGAGGCCAGCUGGACACAUCAGCGACAACGGCGGCUGCAGGACCACGGGAAGGAGAGGAGGGAGCUGCUCUCUACCUCCUCCUCCCAGUGUACAGAGAAGAAGCCGGAAGGCAGUGGCCCAGAGGCUGAGCCCUGCCCGGAGCUCCACAUAGGGCCAGUAGAGUCGCUGGCCCGGGUGUCCACAGCAGGCUCUGAGGGAGGCCACUCCGAGCAGCCCUUCAUAGUGCUGAGCCAGGAGGAGUAUGGGGAGCACCAUUCAUCCAUCAUGCACUGCAGAGUGGACUGCUCUGGUCGGAGAGUUGCCAGCUUAGACAUAGAUGGGGUCAUCAAGGUGUGGUCCUUCAACCCCAUCAUGCAGACCAAAGCUUCCUCUAUUUCUAAGUCACCACUGCUCUCUCUGGAGUGGGCCACCAAGCGAGACAGGCUGCUCCUGCUGGGCAGUGGUGUGGGGACUGUGCGUCUUUACGAUACAGAAGCCAAGAAGAACCUGUGUGAGAUCAACAUCAACGAUGACAUGCCCAGAAUCCUGUCUCUUGCCUGCAGCCCCAAUGGGGCCUCUUUCGUCUGUUCAGCCGCAGCUCCGAGCCUCACCUCCCAGGCGGACUCCCCGGAUAUCGGCAGCAAAGGCAUGAACCAGGUUCCUGGCAGGUUGCUGCUGUGGGACACCAAAACCAUGAAGCAGCAGCUUCAGUUCUCACUGGACCCAGAGCCCAUUGCCAUCAACUGCACAGCCUUCAACCAUAAUGGGAACCUGCUGGUCACAGGGGCAGCUGACGGUGUCAUCCGGCUCUUUGACAUGCAGCAGCACGAAUGCGCCAUGAGCUGGAAGGCCCACUGCGGGGAGGUCUACUCCGUGGACUUCAGCUGUGAUGAGAACGCUGUGUACAGCGUGGGCGAGGAUGGCAAGUUCAUCCAGUGGAACAUCCACAAGAGUGGCCUCAAGGUGUCUGAGUACAGCCUCCCUUCAGAUGCCACCGGGCCCUUCAUCCUGUCUGGCUACAGCGGCUACAAGCAGGUUCAAGUUCCCAGGGGCCGGCUCUUCGCUUUCGACUCAGAAGGCAACUACAUGCUCACAUGCUCUGCCACAGGGGGCAUCAUCUACAAGCUGGGCAGUGAUGAGAAAGUUCUGGAGAGCUGUCUGAGCCUGGGCGGCCACCGGGCCCCUGUGGUCACCGUGGACUGGAGCACUGCCAUGGACUGUGGGACGUGCCUCACGGCCUCCAUGGAUGGCAAGAUCAAGCUGACGACCCUCCUGGCCCAUAAGCUCUGAUGUCCUGCCUGGAGUGUGAGGUGGAAACAGAAUUGUCCCUGACGGAAGAAAGAUGCAACAGGGAAGACCAGGACAGCGCUUCUCGCUCCGCACUGCCAGGGCUGUGGCUCUCCAGGGAAAGACCAGCGAGGGAGCCCAGCCAUCCAGAUGCAGUUCCUGGAGUAGAUACGGAGCGGGCUGCAUAUGCUUCCUGGAGACCUGAAUCGUGGCUGGAGCACAGCAUGCCACAGAGCACAGGACGAGUGCUAAGAUGUUCACAGACCAAAAGGAAUCGACAGUUUUUUGUAUAUAAUCAUUUUUCAUUUUUAAAGGGGAAAAAUGAGA
This is a messenger RNA of Psammomys obesus (fat sand rat), 2604 nucleotides long. It is a transcript of the gene Wdr91, whose product is annotated as WD repeat domain 91. The transcript has 15 exons. Gene Ontology annotation, biological process: early endosome to late endosome transport. Gene Ontology annotation, molecular function: protein binding; phosphatidylinositol 3-kinase regulator activity. The coding region runs from base 49 to 2280 and encodes 743 amino acids. NCBI's taxonomy places the organism in Eukaryota, Metazoa, Chordata, Mammalia, Rodentia, Muridae. Gene Ontology annotation, cellular component: extrinsic component of endosome membrane; early endosome membrane; late endosome membrane. The record is from RefSeq and is a predicted model, not a curated record.